AGGAACUUCCUCUUCCGGCUGACCCAGGGGAGGAUGAUGGCGUCGGCGGAGCCUCUUGUGCUGCUUGGAGGGUCGAAGCGGCUCCUGGGAGGGAAAAGGGGAUCAGAAGUAAUUAAGGCCUCCUCAUGAACCCAAGAAUAUCAGUGUUGGAAAAAACCCACAGACUGCCUGUUGCUGAAAAAACACAGAUUGCACAUCACAGCUGAUUAUGCACAAAAGGACCCACUCCUCCAAAACCCAUACAAAUGUUUGGAGUGUGACAAAAGCGUUACUCAGAGUAGGACUCUCGUAAUUCAUGGAGUGGCUGAUGCAGGAGGAGCAGCUCCACCAGUGUUCCCAGUGUGGCAAAAGAUUUAGCACGCACACCAGUCUGGUGACGCACAAGAGGACUCACACUGUGCAGAAACGCUUUGAAUGUGUUUAUUGUGUGAAAAGCUUUACUCGGAAUUCUGACCUGGUGAGACACCAGAGAACUCACACAGGAGAGAAACCAUAUGUGUGUUUGUAUUGUGGGAAAAGUUUCAGUCAGAAUUCCAACUUGGUGGUACACCAGAGAACUCACACAGGAGAGAAGCCAUAUGAGUGUCUGUAUUGUGAGGAAAGUUUCAGUCAGAAUUCCUACCUAGUGAUACACCAGAAAACUCACACAGAAGAGGAACUGUAUCAGGCUUUAGAUUUUGGAAACAUUUUCAACUGCAAUUCUGAUCCAGUGAUAGAUCAAAGUAUUAACAUAGGUGAAAAACUAUAUGAGUGUCUGGAGUGUGGGAAAAGUUUCAUUCAAAAUUCCAACCUUGUGCGACAUCAGAGGAUUCACACAGGAGAGAAACCAUAUAAAUGUCAAGAUUGUGGGAAAGGUUUCAGUUGUAAUUCUUUUCUCAUGGAGCAUCAGAGGACUCACACAGGAGAGAAACCAUACAAGUGUUCUGAUUGUGGGAAAGAAUUCUCUCGGAAGUCUAGCCUAGUGAAACACCAGAGGUCUCACAUGGGAGAAAAACCAUAUGAGUGUCUGUUUUGUGGGAAAGGUUUCAGUUGGAAUUCUCUCCUGGUGGAACAUCAAAGGACUCACACAGGAGAGAAACCAUACGAGUGUCCUGAUUGUAGGAAAGAUUUCUCUCGGAAAUCUGAGCUAGUAAAACACCAGAAGAGACACAUGGAAGAGAAACUGUAUGAGUGUUCAGAUUGUGGAAAAGGUUUCAAGUGCAAUUCUGAUCUCGUGAUACACCAAAGGAUUCACACAGGUGAAAGACCAUAUGCAUGUCUGCAGUGUGGGAAGAGUUUCAUUCAAAAUGCUCUUCUUGUACGACAUCAGAGGACUCAUGCAGGAGAGAAACCAUAUAAGUGUCCAGACUGUGGGAAAAGUUUCAGUCAGAAUUCCGAUCUGGUGAUACACCAGAGGACUCACACACAAGAGAAACCAUAUGAAUGUUCAGAUUGUGGGAAAGGUUUCAUUUGCAAUUCUGACCUGGUAAAACAUCAGAAAACUCACAAAGGAGAAAAACCAUAUUUGUGUCCAAUUUGUGGGGAAAGGUUCAGCCAGAACUCUGACUUGGUGAAACACUGGAGGACUCACACUGGAGAAAAACUAUGAAUGUCAGUAUUGUGGGAAAGAUUACAGUACUAGCUCUAGCCUUAUAAAUCAUGUAAUCUUACACAUAGGGGGGUAACCAUUCAAUUGGCUAGAUUGCAGACAGUGUUUCACGCAAUGUUUCUCC
Notechis scutatus (mainland tiger snake) is the source of this 1712-nucleotide messenger RNA. Lineage: Eukaryota; Metazoa; Chordata; Lepidosauria; Squamata; Elapidae. The record is from RefSeq and is a predicted model, not a curated record.